AUGCUCUCCAAGAUCAUCGAAGUCGACGACACGGCUACGACUCCGUUAGAGGAAGAGAAGAGCGCGACAGUGGAUGGGGAGAAGAUGGGCGUAACUGAUUCGAACGUUGCGUCGGACGAGGGGGUGGGCAGUACACCGCUCUUCAUGGGCUCGAUAAGCAAGGACGAACCUAUCGUCACUCGACGCGAGCUCUGGAGUUACUAUCUAUACUACAAUGGCGAUAACGGAGUCGGUCCCUUCGGGUUCUCCAUGACCCUCUUCCAAUCCCUCGCCUUCGCUGCGGGGCACGACCCGACCCAAGGCCCCGGCUCGUCGUGCAACACGGCUGACUCUUCGGGCCAAUGCGUCCUCCCCUGGGCAGGCGGCACGAAAUCGGUCUCGAGCGUGGUGUUAAUCGCGAAUGGGGUCAGCUUUGCUAUCAUGACCCUGAUAUUCACCACCAUCGGCUCAGCAGCGGACUACGGGACGUUCGGGCGCUGGCUCCUGCUCGCCAUAACCUGCAUCUGCUGGGCGUCCCAGUUCGCCGAGAUGAGUCUAACCACACCCUCCCGCUGGCCCCUCGCCAUGGCCCUCUUCAUGAUAGGCUUCAUCACCUACGGCGCCACCCUCGUCUUCUACGCCGCCCUCUUCCCGCGUCUCGCGCGGAACACCGCCCACGCACGCGCGCUCCGCGAGCGGUACGAAAACGGCGAGGUCGCCCCGGAGAUAUACGAACGCGAGGAGAGCCUGGAGAAGAACCGGAUCAGUAAUAUAAGCACGGCACAUAGCAAUAUCGGGUACAUCGCGACGCUGUGCUUGAAUUUGAGCAUUCUGCUACCGUUAAAGGAUCAUCCGAUGGUUAAUAAUUACGUGCUGGUUCUGACGAAUGGAUAUUGGGUCAUCAUGGGGAUUUGGUGGUUUAUCUUCCAACAACCGCGCCCUGGCCCUCCGUUGCCGAAAGGCGAAUCUUAUUUAACAAUCGGGUGGAAACAAAUCUGGCUGGCAUGCAAGCAAUACAAACAGCUCCCAUACACCUUCAUCUACCUAUUCGCUUUCUUCCUCCUCGCCGAUGGCCUCAACACAACUGGCACCCUUGUCUCGAUAUGCCAGAACGACAAAUUCUCCUUCAGCUUCCUCCAGAACACCUACCUCGGUCUCUCGCAGGCUAUCACAUCAACUCUGAGCACGUUUGGGUUUUGGUAUGUACAGAAGUACUUCAAGAUCCCGACGAAGAAGAUGUUUGUAGUGACGAACGUCGUCACGAUAUUGAUACCCUUCUGGGGGAUGCUAGGUAUCUGGACGGACAAAAUUGGGUUCCACAACGUCUGGGAGUUCUGGAUGUACAACAUCGUCUUCGGCCUCUUCCAAGCGCCGUACUACGCUUUUUCGCAAACGAUGAUGGCAGAGCUUACCCCGCCGGGGUUCGAUAACAUGUUCUUCGGCCUCUUCGGCCUCUCGAACCGCGCCUCCUCCAUGAUCGGCCCGAACGUCAUCCAAGCCAUCAUCGACAGCUCAGGCAGCAACUGGAUGGGCUUCCCCUUCCUCUUCGCGCUCUGCGUCUACCUCCUCUACCUCUUAUUCUCCCUCAACGUCGAGAUCCCAGACGUAUACAGAUCCUAUGGCAUAGAACCAGCGAUCUCUCUGAAUGGACAUUCAAGGAGACCACUUGCCCCACGAGAAGAACACCCAUUGAACGAACUCAGGCGAUACUCCCAAGUGUGUCGCCGAUGGCGCCACCUUGCACUCGACUCUCCCACGCUGUGGGCGGGCCUCAUCGACCUCGACCAUAUGGAAUACGGCAAGGAGGAGUGGAGAGCAGAAGUGCUUCGGCGGACCAAGCAGGCACCGCUCUCUGUUAUCGGGCGCGUCCAUGCACGCACUUUCCUCGACUUGGUGAAGAAGGAAUGGACGCGCGUGCGGCACGUCGACGUCGCGCUGCUGAAUGGCCUGCCCCUCUCCUACCAGUGGGAGGUGUUCGGCACACCUGCACCUACACUCAGGACCCUGCGGCUUUCCGGCGCCCUCCUACGCGUGCUGAGCAUCCCUGCAUAUCCCUCAUUCGACCCUCGUGCGACAUGGGUCAUCCAGCUACGGCGGCUGGACCUGCAGGACUCUACGUUCACACUUGAGCCGCUACUUGAGGUGCUCCCGCAAAUGACCCAGCUCGAGCACUUGUACAUUGAACGCAAGUACCAGAGAACAAGCAUGGACCUCCUCCGUGGUGAGAUCGCGCCGAUCAUUCUUCCUCGCCUAGUGACCUUUGUCCUCUCCGACGGCCUUCUAUCCGUCUUCGCCAUCCUCGCGCACAUUCUACCAAACCCCACCGCCCUCGUCAACAUUGACGCCUACACCAGGCACGCAAUCCAGCUAUCACCUGCUGACCUACACGCCCUAUCUCGUAUAUUCGGACUCCAUCUCCAAACCCACACAUUUGCAGAAUCGUCGUUCACCAUCGAGCCAUGCAACGAUGGUCUCUCCGUCACCAGCGUUUCCCCAUCUUUGCCCUCUAUCCCGCACUUCCGGUUCCGCCUUCUCUGUACGGACAUGGAAAUGGAGGCAGAUACGCUCAUGCCUCUGUUCCUUGAUUCGGCUUUCCGGACAAACUUGUCAGGUGUGAGAGAGGUGGAGUUCGUGUGUUACCAGAAUGACGAAGCCCGGAGGCGGGCAGUGGUCCACUGCGACAACGCGCUAAUCCUUAGCCUGCUUCCUCAAGUAUCGGUGUUGCGCCUCUCAAUGGCCUCGUUAGUUAUGCUCCAUUCUCACUCUCCUAUCCCUCUCCCUAUACAAAGUGUCGAGAAACUUGCAGUGCAUAGCACAGGCUACCUAAACCAGGCUCUGGCGCUCGCGACGGCGCUCAGAGCUUUUCUCCGGCCGAGCACACGAGGAAAACAGGUGCUGGGAUCGUUGAAACAGAUAGAGUUCGACGGCGAUCUCUAUCGUUGGUUUAGAGAUCACGAGGGGUAUGGCGAGCUAGAGGACGCGUUGGCUCUUGUGGAGGAGGAGGGGGUGGAGGUGCUGUGGAAAGGAAUAUCGGAAAGAGUUCCAGCUUCAAUUCGACCAGUUUGA
This is a messenger RNA of Cyclocybe aegerita, 3045 nucleotides long. Lineage: Eukaryota; Fungi; Basidiomycota; Agaricomycetes; Agaricales; Hemipholiotaceae. The record is from the annotation of a GenBank genome assembly.